AUGAGUGAGUUUCGAGAAGCCUUGUCUCCUUCGUCUCCUCUACGAACACCGUCUCAUUCUCCAAACCAAAGUCUUCUCCAUCCAAACUACACUCAUAGAGACUUCUCUCCCAGCAACAACAGAUUCUCUUUCAACUCUUUGUCUGAUUUUUCUCUCUCGAGUUCCUUCUCUAAUGGAUUUUACUCUUCCGAUGAUAGCUCUGCUUCUCCUCCAUUUAAUGAGCUUAUUUCUAAGUACAAUCACUCUUCUCCUCCAUUCACAUAUCAGCAUCAUGACAAGAGUGUUAACAGUAAUGAUCUUGGUCUGUGCAACGACCUCUACCGUAUGAAAAUUAAAGAAGAUGUCGCAGAUGAUCCUCUCGCAUCCAUUCUUGAUCAAUCGAGGUAUGAGCCAAGGAACAAUGGUGGAUUCUUCUACACGCAAAAGGAGUCAUGUGACACAUGGUUUAACAACGACCAAAACGACGACAAGAGAGACAUGUUUGGUAAUCAAACUCAAGAUUCAACAACCAACUCUAGUCAAGUUGGAUGGCCUAGCUACUCAAGCCGUAACUGUCCUUAUAUCAAUGGUCAGGAUAUGUUAGGGCUAGGUCUGAAUCUAGGAGGAGGAGGAGGAACAAUAGAACACUCAGCUUACUACAGAACACCAACAGCAUCAGACAUGUUGCCAUUGUUCUGCCAAGGAGAUCAGACUUCUAAAGGCUCUGAACCAUUUGCCUCCGAGGAGAGUUUCUUCAUGGAACCUCAGAGAACUAGUGUUACUCGAGGCUUGAUGUCUGAUUAUGGAAACAACACUACAGAGAUAUGUCACACGAGUCUACCUAACGUGUGUGACAUUCAAGGAUACGUGUAUUUGAUGGCUAAAGACCAACAUGGAUGUAGAUUCUUACAGAGGAUUUUCGAUGAAGGAACUCCUGUUGACGCCAUGGUUAUAUUCAAUGAAGUUAUAGCCCAUGUGGUUGAGCUUAUGAUGGAUCCUUUUGGGAAUUACUUGAUGCAGAAGCUUCUUGAUGUUUGUACUGAAGAACAGAGGACGCAGAUCGUGCUCGUUGCAACUGCUGAGCCUGGUCAACUUAUCAGGAUAUCUCUCAACGCAUACGGUACUCGAGUUGUUCAGAGAUUAGUGGAAACAAUCAGAACAGGAAAGCAGGUUUCUAUGGUGAAAUCUGCGUUGAGACCUGGUUUUCUUGAUUUGAUCAAGGAUUUAAAUGGAAACCAUGUGAUUCAACGUUGCUUGCAAUGCCUUGGCACAGAAGAUAACAAGUUUAUCUUUGAUGCAGCGACAAAGUUCUGUACUGAGAUUGCAACACAUCGACAUGGGUGUUGUGUGCUACAAAAAUGCAUUGCUUAUUCAAUGAGGCAACAAAGAGAGAAACUGAUCGCUGAAAUCUCAAGAAACAGUCUCCCUCUUGCUCAAGACCCCUUUGGGAACUACGCAGUGCAAUUCGUUAUAGAACUGCGGAUACCUUCAGCCGUGGCCAUGAUGUUGGCUCAGCUAAAAGGGCACUACGUUCAGCUAUCCAUGCAGAAGUUCAGUAGCCACAUGGUGGAGAGAUGUCUCAUGCAUUGUCCAGAGAGUCGUCCACAGAUAGUGCGUGAGCUUGUCUCUGUUCCUCACUUUGAUCACCUCCUUCAAGACCCUUACGCCAAUUUCGUCAUCCAAGCGGCUCUUGCCGCCACAAAGGGUCCACUUCAUGCUUCACUAGUGGAAGUGAUAAGGCCACAUUCGAUUCUGCGUAAUAAUCCUUAUUGCAAGAGGAUUUUCUCGAGGAAUCUGCUGAAGAAGUGA
Molecule: messenger RNA, 1788 nt
Organism: Eruca vesicaria subsp. sativa (arugula)
Lineage: Eukaryota; Viridiplantae; Streptophyta; Magnoliopsida; Brassicales; Brassicaceae
Source: the annotation of a GenBank genome assembly